AUGGCACGCCUUUGCAGCAAGCUGGACAAGGAGGUCCAUGCACUCUUCGACUGUGCAGAGCAAGUGAUCAAGAUCCCAGAGGGCUACGCCAUCACUCGUGAAAGCACCAUCUGUUCCAAUGACGAAUGUGCUGUGAAAUGUCCUAAUCCCAAAGCAUGCCCUGGUGGGUUGUACGACCGUCAGCAGUGCUCUGCUGGAUAUGAUGUUCAAAGCGUGGGCUGCUCUCAGUGUGAUGUAGGCUUCGGCCGAAGCAACCAAGACCCCUUUGUCUGUGGACAGUGUGGAGACAUCUGGCAGAUGUGGAUUGUGCACCUUGGCAAGCCCGUUGGGAUCUACCUUCUCAGCUUGAGAUCUGCCAAGCCGAACAGAGAUCUUCAAAGCGUGCUCUUCAACAUGCUUCUCUCAUUUGGCACUGUGUCAGCGUCGCUAUGGCCAGCCAUCAAGGAUUCGGAGGCAUAUCACCACGCACUCCCUGCAGUGCAAGCUGUAGUAAGGGCAGGUGAUGCAUCGAUGUCCACGACUACCCCGUGGCAUGGCCCGAGCAUGGAUUGCCUGCUUCAGGCGUCUCAGGCCUCCAUGCCACAGUGGCUUCUGCUGACAGGUGUCGCGCCGAUGAUUCUGCUUAUUGCAUCACUGACAAUCGUUUUGGCAGGAUCCGUGUGGACUGGUCACCAGCUCGACAGGCAGCUUCUGCCAGAUUUUAUAAAGCCUUGCCUCGUGUUGACAAACUGUUUUCUACCAGACCUCUUGGGAGCCUUGGUGCGUUUCGUGCCGUGCAUUCACUUCCAGCUGGCCGCAACCAGCUUUGAAAGCUAUGCUGUCACGAAGGAAUGUGCCGGGGUGGCCGGAAGAUAUGCCACAUGUAUUUGUACGUUGCUGCUGGGAGCGGCUAUUGGACCCGGAGCUUGGAUUAGCUUGAUACACCACCGCACCUCAAUGUGGCCGCGGGAAACCUGCCAGCAUUUGCUGGGAUUCCUGACCUCAGGAUACAGAGGCGAAGUUGCGUGGUGGCAGGCUGGAGUCCUUGCGCGCAAGUGCCUGCUGGUGAUGGCGGCGUCUCUUUUCCCAAUGAGUUACUCCCCGAUGCUGUUCUUGGCCUGUGUGCUCCUCAUUAUGGGGGCAAGCCUUACCUGCCACACCCUGACAUGGCCCUACGAUGAUGCUUUCCUGAAUGCCUUGGAAUUUGGAGCCCUUGUGUCAUCAACUCUGGCAGUCAUGGCAACAAUGCUGCUCUCACUGCAGCCGACAACUUGGAGCCUAGACUUUAGCAUCACGUGCCCCGUGCUGGCUUUACUGCUGGUCCUUCUGCUGGUUCCGUUUGCGGUGCUGAUGGCUUUGUUCCUGCGCGAAGCGCUGAGGAAGGUGCAGCAUGUCAACCAAGGUGGGAUCAAUGAAGAUGCCAAGUAG
This is a messenger RNA of Symbiodinium necroappetens, 1407 nucleotides long. The record is from the annotation of a GenBank genome assembly. Lineage: Eukaryota; Dinophyceae; Suessiales; Symbiodiniaceae.